CUUUGUCCUCGAGAUUAGCAUAGAUCACAUGUAGUAACACAUAUCGUGUCGCCAUUCCGCACUAUGGUUGAGGGUAGAUAAUUGUUUACACACCUAUUUUGACAUAAUAAAAAAAAUAAAAAAUGAAGGUAAUGUUGAAAUUUUCCUGCUCUUUGCCUGCCCUACCGAAGAUCGUCAUUCACAUUUUAGUGCUCCGCCACUUCGCACAUUUUCUUGUUGUGCAGCACAGCGCAUUUUUUUUCUUAAAAUAUUUCAAGAUGAGUAAGCGUAAACUCGAAAGUAACGAUUUAGACGAUCUAUGGAAAAAAUUCAAAAAGCUUGAAAACGAAAUUGCGCGUGAACAAGCACAACGUUCUCGACAUCGAAAACAUCGAAGUGAUUCAAGAUUGGAAAUCCCGCCGCUGCCGCAGUCACGAAGCAGAUCGCAGUCACCGGAACCCGAGUCGCCCGGUUCGUUGCGCUCCAGCUCCGUCACGUCGUCCUCGUCCUCGUCCUCGAGCUGCUCGCAGCGAAGUCGCGAGACGCCACCGAUGACGUCGAGUUUGGCCGGCUUGCCGCCGCCACAUACACCGUCGCAGGAGCCGUCAAGAUACGAAGAUGUGCCCUCGAACGAAGGUGAACCUAACCGAGAGCGUAACGUUACGUGUAACGCACCGCCACCGCCCACGCCGCCGGUGUCGGAGCCACAGCAACCACUUGUACCGGAAUUAGACGACGAACUGCUGCAGGUAUUGGGUGAAGAUCCAUCAAAAGCAAAUACUCCAGGUAAAGACAUACAGUCUGAUCUUGCAAUACGCCUACAACACAUAGCUACAUCUGGGUUGUCUAAAGAAACAAGAAAAGAACUUAUAUCUAAGUACCUACUGCCAGGGAAUUGUACCCUAAUCAAUGCACCUGAUUUGAACGCAGAGGUAAAGGCCGCGAUCUCAGACACGGUCUAUAAAAGAGACCAAGGUAUCAAAACUAGACAGAAGCAAACUGCUACAGCUACUGCUUGUUUAGCAGAGGCACUCACCAUGCUCUUGUCGGCAGAAACAAGAAAUAUGACCCUUAUAAAAUUACUUAUGGAUGCGAGCAAGUUGUUAUGUGACACCCAAUACCAAGACUCAGUUACACGACGAAACUUUAUUCUAUAUAACCUUAAAAAAGACCCAAAAGAACAACUUCAAGCAACAAAGGUGGACGAGUACCUAUUCAGUCAGGGAUUAGCUGACACUUUGAAAGCGGCGAAAGCUAUAUCUAAAUCUGGUGCAGAUUUGAAACAAUCUACCAGCACGCAACAAAGUCAGAAAAAGACAAAUAAGGGAAAAAAGAAUUUAAACUGGCGAGCUACUCUCCCGAAACACAGGCAGAAAGGCGCAUCGAGGAUGAAGGAGUCUGCUCGCAGCACGCGGCCCGAGAACUACUACAGGCAGUCGUCGCGUCCAGCGCCGCCACCUCCCCCGCCGCCGCCGCCGCCGCCGACAGCUCCGCGCGUGCCACCGCGCGCUCACCGCUAA
This is a messenger RNA of Papilio machaon (common yellow swallowtail), 1499 nucleotides long. RefSeq lists its product as uncharacterized. The record is from RefSeq and is a predicted model, not a curated record. Bases 123 to 1499 code for a protein of 458 amino acids. Lineage: Eukaryota; Metazoa; Arthropoda; Insecta; Lepidoptera; Papilionidae. The transcript has 2 exons.